AUGGGAAAUUGCCUUGAGGACCUAUCCGCACGUUUGAACGACUCCAACCCCUCGCUCAGGUUUGAGAUCUCGUCUUGCGUAGCACGCCUGGGAAGUAUUUUACAAAGGAGCCAAGACAAAUCCUUUGAUUUCCUAAAACCAUCCUCCAUUGACCCCUUUGAGCAAGACCUUGCCGAGGGCUUCAGAUCUUUACAACACUUGGCGGGGCUUUCACUGGUCGACUCUCUGGAGGCAUACAACAUUCAUGGGCCGAGAAUGAUGGGCUACUUAGAAACUUCCGAAGCAGUUGAAACGGCCAGAUCUGACAAAGCCCGAGAUCCUGAGAAUUGGGAUAUAGACAGCAGCGAUGGGGUCCAUAUUGAUGCUCCCUCUGUCAAGCGUAUCAUUCCAUACGAGCGGAACAGCCAAUUCAUUGCUCGACCAGAACUCUCCGAGAAGAUUUUUGGCAUCAUUCCUACUUCAUACCAGUUCCAGAGCGGGGCACUAUGGGGAGUGGGUGGGAGCGGUAAAACUCAACUUGCCCUGGAAUACGCAUAUGCCCGUUGCAAGGACCCCAAUUGCUAUGUCUUUUGGGUGCGUGCCGACAAUGCGGCAACGUUCACGGCAGAUUACCGUCUAAUCGCCAAAGAGCUUGGGGUUGAACAACACCUCAAAGGUGAUGACCUGCUUGCUGCAGUCUGCAGCAGUAUCGAGGCCCACCAACCAUGGGUACUCAUUCUCGAUGGCGCAGAUGAUUUGAUGCUGUUCAGCAGGAAAGAAGAUUCGGAGUACUUCAACAGCCUGUUUGAUUUCGUCCCCAAAGGGCCGAGGGGGGCUGUUCUCUGGACGACCCGCGAUUCGAACGUUUGGCGGUUGAUUCCCAAACCUCUCCGCUGCCUCGAGAUCACUAGUAUGAAACGUUCCGAAGCCAGGAAGCUCUUCGCGUCAACAAGACGCCAGAUGGCCAUGUACCGAGAGGCCGCGGGCAUGAGAGAUGGAACAGAUCGUUUAUUGGACGAGUUGCAGUGUCUUCCACUCGCCAUUGUGCAGGCCGGAUCAUACAUGCGGCAUACCGAUGCAUCCAUCCACGACUAUAUGACUCUCCUUGUACAGAGUAAGCAGCGGUCAAGGUUCGUCGUGUCUAAAUGGAGCGUUGGCGUCGUUCUUUUUACUUCAGCCAUCUCGCUUGAUUGGAUCCGCCAGCAGAACAGGGCUGCAUAUGAGAUGGUUCAUGUCCUUGCCCACCUAGACAACCGCAACAUCACACUCACCUUGUUGUCCGAACUCAUCAGGGAUACGGAGGACGCUACCAACAGGAAAGACCCCCAAAGACUAUCAAGAGCCACAGAGGAAUUGGCAACCUUGCAUCUCAUCUCACCAGCAGGCAGAGGAUGUCAAAGUUUCGAAAUGCAUCCAACUUUGCAGGACGCUGUGCGAGACUGUCAGGAUGAUACAGGAUCGGCUUCCUGGUCCAUCUUCCUCGCAAAAGCCCUGAGCCUGACAAUAAGACUUUUUUCCGUUAACCACGCUGUGAGUGUGUGUAAGCGGGCAGAAACAGGCGCAAGAGAAAAUGAGGCUACUGCUCUCCUUCGUCAAGUGUCGAGGCUUCUUGAUGACGAAGAGCGGUGGCUAGAGAAAGAGUCUGUGGAUAAACGAGUGCUGGAGCUCCAAGAGAAGGUUCUUGGUACAUUGCACCCUGAAACCGGCAGCAGCUCCAUGUCACUUGCGGCAACAUUCUUUCAACAGGGUCGUUCUGACAAGGCCAUGGAACUAGCCACCAGAGCCCUGGAGAUUCGACACAACACGUGGGGGGAAAAUAUCUCUUACACCAUGAAGAGCAAGGUGGCGAUCGGGAUGAUAUUCCACCAACAGGGCCUGUACCAUGAAGCCGAGGCCGCCUACUGUGAGGUGUUGAAUCUUCAGAUCCAGGGAUCCGGGCUGGAAAUGGAGGCCCGCCCUUAUGUUAUCGACUGCCUCGCCUGGACCUGCUACGUCCAAGGCCGUUACGAAGAAGCCGAGACCCAUUUGGAUACUGCAUGGACCUUGCAUCGGGAAUUUAACGGCGACCAACAUCCAGAUACGCUACAGGCCCUUCAUUAG
Molecule: messenger RNA, 2079 nt
Organism: Fusarium falciforme
Lineage: Eukaryota; Fungi; Ascomycota; Sordariomycetes; Hypocreales; Nectriaceae
Product: NB-ARC domain-containing protein
Exons: 2
Coding region: 1-2079 (692 amino acids)
Molecular function (GO): ATP hydrolysis activity; protein binding
Source: RefSeq, a predicted model, not a curated record